Chenopodium quinoa (quinoa) is the source of this 864-nucleotide messenger RNA. RefSeq lists its product as uncharacterized. The record is from RefSeq and is a predicted model, not a curated record. The coding region runs from base 1 to 864 and encodes 287 amino acids. The transcript has a single exon. Gene Ontology annotation, molecular function: nucleic acid binding; RNA-DNA hybrid ribonuclease activity. Lineage: Eukaryota; Viridiplantae; Streptophyta; Magnoliopsida; Caryophyllales; Amaranthaceae.
AUGGAGGUUGAUGUGCGUUGUCCUAUGUGUGGUGAAUGUUGUGAGAGUACGCUGCACAUGUUGGUGCAUUGUGAAGAUGCAAGGUUUAUUUGGUACACUUCCCCUUUGCGUUUGGAGGUGGGAAAUUAUGUAGGGGAUAGCUUUCGAGAGUGGUGCUGCUCGGUGAGAGUGAAGUACAAAGACCCGGGUUGGGGGUGUAUUUUCUGGUGCAUUGCUUGGGGAGUUUGGCUUCGUCGAAAUAGAUGGGCUUUUGAUAGGAAAAGGCUUGAUAAAAUCAAAGUGAUUCGCAAAGCUGUAGGUAUGGUGGGUGAGUUCGAACACGCCAAAGAAGUAUGCAAUACUAAUCCUUCUCCUCCAACAUUUGAGUGUGUGUGGAAACCCCCCCUGGCUGGGAUAAUCAAAAUCAAUUCCGAUGCUGCAGUUUUUUCUCCUAGUGGGGUGGGCUUGGAAGGUGUUAUGCGUGACUCAGUCGGGGAUGUGGUUGCUUCUACUUGUAGUAAAAUUGAUGGCUGUUUUGAUGUGGAUGUGGUGGAGGCCUUAGCGAUGAUGCGCCAUUCGUUAUAUAUUGCAAUGGAGGCUGGGUUUAGGUGUGUUAGCUUGGAAACGGAUUGCUUGAAGCUGCACAACCAUCUUGUGAAAGGUUUGACUACCCCUACGACUUUUGGGGUGAUUGUUAAUGAUAUGUUGAAGCUUGCUCAAUUGUGUCAGAGUUGCUGUUAUUCUUUUGUGAAGAGAGGUGGGAACAAAGUUGCUCAUGCCCUUGCUAAGUGUAGUAUCAAUUUUGUUGGCUUUCGUGUUUGGAUGGAGAAAUUUCCUCCUGAUGUAACUGAAUUUGUGGUGGCUGAUUUGAGCCUCAUGGUUUGA